This is a messenger RNA of Paramecium sonneborni, 3046 nucleotides long. The record is from the annotation of a GenBank genome assembly. Lineage: Eukaryota; Ciliophora; Oligohymenophorea; Peniculida; Parameciidae.
AUGGGAACAUGUAUAGCGAAUAAUGUAAAAACAUCAGAAGAUUAUAUGAAGAAGUAUUAGAAUUAAAAAUAAUAUAUCUAUCAAUAAAAGUAAUAAGUUUCUUUGGAUGAUGAUCCAUUAGAUAUAUUUAACUAAGAGGUGAUGUUGGAUCAUCCAGUUUUUAUGUUACAUAAAUUUGAUCCACAAUUACCUAAUAAUGAUGUUUAUUAAAACGAAUAAAUUUAGGAUGGAAAUCUGAAUUCAGAAAACUCGAAAUAAACUUAGAGAUUGAAGUUAGAGAAUCCAAAAGAAUUUAGAAGAGUAUUUAAGGAACUAAGAUUUUAAUAUUCAUCAAAUUUAGUUGAAAGUUACAUCUUGCCAAAUAUCAGUUUAGAAUAAAAUAAAAAUGAUUAUUAUCUGGUGAGCCCGAUUAUAAAUAAUAAUAAUAGUAGGGAGGAGAUUAAUGGAGUUGUACGCUAAGUAAUUAAACGUUUCUAUAUUUAAGGUAAUUGAAUACAAUGGAAAAUCAUUAAUCAAUGUUAUUCAAUCAGAAAGCAAGUAUGUAGCAAUAUAUUGUUUGAUAGUAUCAAAUGAAAACAUAAAAUUUAUAGAUAAUUUAUAAGAUUACAAUUUAAGCAAAUAUACAAAGAUCUAAUAAGGGAACAUGUUUUUAUAUUAAAUAUAAGAUAAUUAAAUGUAAAAUAUUCAUCUUCCUAAUUAUUUUCAUGGUGAUUAUAUUUGUGAAUUACUUAUGUAAAAAAGUAGGAAAAAACCUAAUUUACUACAAUUAAAAAAUGAUUUGAAUGAUGGUUUAUACUUACUUAGUUAUUAAUCAAUAAAAGAACAUUUGAAAAGAAGAUUUAUGAAACAAUAUCAUUUAUGGUCAUGUUUUUGCCUUUCCGAUAACAGAAAUAAACCUUUUUUUGCUUGUUCAAUUUUUGUGAAUUAUUUGAAGAAAUAGCACUUCGAGCUAAACAUUGAAGAAGAAUUUUGUAGAAUAUCAAAAGGAGGAAUACUUUAUUUUAAUUUUGAUAGAAUAAAAUGUUUGGACUUAAAAUAUUAAUUAACAUAGGAAGAAUUAAACUAUGUACUAUCAGCUGACAUAGUAAAAGAUGUAAUAUAUCAUAGUCUAUCGAAUGCUCGACUUUUGAUGUCUUUUUUAGAGCAAAAAUUCUCAGUAAAAAUAAAAGAAAAAAUUAGACUUUUAAGCAACAUUGAUUCACAUUAUUUUAUUUCAAAAGCAUUUUACAAAUAUCCAUAUUUUGUGGAAGAUUUUAAAACUAAAUCAGAACCAUUAAUAUCACUAAGAGAAAAGGCUUAUGAAUGGUUAGCAAAAAAUAAUUAACAAACAUCUUAUGAAUUGUUCUUGCCCAGUUUAUUUUAUAAUUUGAAAAAUGUUAAAUUUUGUAUACCUAAUAUUGCAUUAUUGUAAAAAUGGAUUGAAUAUCUGAAGGAUAUUGGAUGCAAUAAUAUAAUCUAGGAUGCCAAUAUAUUAAUGCAGAUCUAAAAUCCUGAUUAUGUAAUGGAAACAUAAAUUUAUGAUUAAAUUUAAUAUCAAUUAUUUGAUGCCCUACUCAAAGGAUAUUAUUUAGAGAGUUAAUUAUAGGGAAAUUAAGAAAGUUAAAGAUUUUAUGAAUUAGUUAUUAAAAUAUCUCGUUAAUGUUUUGGAGAUUUUAGAAAUCGAGGAAGCAUAUUAUAUCCUAUUGAGGCAUUUUGUUGGCAUCGAUUAUCAGUAUUCAGUUCAUAACAUGGAGAAAUUGAAUAUCAAAGUGUAAUUCAAUAUUUCUUUUCUCAAUUUAUAAAGAUUCCAUUGCCAUGUAAUAAUAUUCAAUGCCAUAAUUACAAAAAUAAAGAUUUAAUCUAAGUUUUAAGAGCAUCAAUAAAAGGGUUCAUGUUAUAUGAUUGGUUAUUUAAGAGAUUUAAUGAACUUUGUGGUGAGAGCUUAGAACAAUAUGAGCCAUAAUUUUGUUAUUAACCAGGAUAGAUUAUAUUGUGGGGAUUUAAUCAGAAUUAUUAAUUAGGAUAGAUGUAUCAGUUAAAAUACAAAAUACCUAUAUCUUUGAAGAGUGAUGUAAUGUUUAUAAAGAUAGCAUGUGGGUACAAACAUACUUUAGCAAUAAGUAAUUUAGGGAGAGUAUAUUGUUGGGGUAAUAAUGAAGAUGGUAAAUGUGGUAGACCAUCAGAAAUUAAAUAUGUUGAAUAUCCUCACCUUAUUGAAAGUUCAAUUGAUAGCAUUUAGAUAGAAUGUGGACAUGAUCAUUCAGUUUACGUGAAUUCAAAAGGAAUGAUCUAUUCCUGGGGUUGUGGAGAGGGAGGUCUUUUAGGGAACAAUAGUCUAAUUUCAACUCAUAUACCUCAGCAAGUCCUGAUUCCAGACUUUUGUUAAUAGAUGAAAUGUGGUGGAUUACACAAUGCUGCCAUUGUUAAUAAUACAUUAUAUGUUUGGGGUAGAGGAGAUGGAGGUCAAUUAGGAUUACCAUUAGAAUUAGGAAUGGAAAUAAGCAUUCCAACCAAAGUUGAUAUAGAUGAUGUUUAAUCAGUGGCUUGUGGUGACGCUCAUACAUUAAUAUUGAAUAGUCAAAAAUAAGUUUAUGGAUGGGGGUAUAAUGAAUAAGGAUAAUUGGGUUUAUCUUUAGAUAUUACAAGUGUAGUAUAACCGACAAUUUUACUUGAAGAUGUUGAUUCAAUUUAUGCAGGAUCUUUGUAAUCAUACUUUCUCAAAAAUGGAAAUCUCUAUGGAUGUGGUUGCAACGAUGAUGGCCAAUUGGGAGUUGAUAUUCAUCUACAAUAACAGGGAAUUUAAUUGAUUCUUAAUCAAAAAAUUGAUAAUAUAGCUAUUGGAUAGGAUCACACACUUUGUUAAUCUUAAGGAAAAGUUUAUGGGUGGGGAUUAAAUAAAUUUGGAGAACUUUGUAAAUAAAAUUAGACCAAACCUACAGAGCUAUUCUCCUAUAAAGUUCAAUCAAUUAGUUGCGGUGCUUAUCAUAGUGGAGUUGUAAUAGCGGGCACUGAAAAAUAUACUGCUUAUAACAAUGAAUAUGAUUAUAAAAUAUAAUUUAUCGAAUGA